AUGGAAGGCCGCGGGGUUGCGGCCAACGUCGAAAAAACAGCUCAAUCCCGGUCUUCAGCGCCGAGGGUACGCCUAAGCUGUGAAGCAUGUCGCCAGCGAAAGGUAAAAUGCGACAAGCUAAGUCCAUGUACUAGCUGUCAGCGACUUGGUUUCAAAUGUGUUCCUGUCGAGCGAGCCCGUCUGCCGCGAGGUCGUACGCGCAAGGCUCCCGAGCGAGCUGGCGGCUCGGACAAGGAACUCGCGGAUCGGGUCGCCAAGCUUGAAGAUCUUUUGCGACGGGUUGCUACGGGACGGGAUGCCUCAUCUAAGCCUCAGGUUGAUGAAGCGCCUUCAUCCAAGGAUCCUACCCCAGAUCAUAAUUUUGAGAUGAAGGUGGCCGGUGCCGAGUCCUGGAGCGACCAGAGUGCGCAGACAGCCGCAGCCCAGCUGGCUGAUGCUCAACAGGUCAUAUCGCCGAGCCUACCACACAGAGCUCGUCCAGCUAUGUCUUAUUUAGGCAGCUCAUUCUGGGAGGAUAUCAUGCAUCAGACACAAGAGCUGCGGACGGUACUUGAUAGCCGUGUUGAAAAUGAUCAACUGGAAUUUAAGAGUCCUACUGGCUUUGGCUCUGCUUUUGUUGGUUCCGAAUGCUCAGAGAGUGUCUCUAACUCACCUCAAUCCUUGAAAGCGAUCUAUAUCUCACCCCAAACCCGUCGCACUCUGUGCGAGAUCUAUCUUCGCAACGUGGACCCGCUAUUCAAGCUCCUACAUCGGCCUUCAUUACGAGCAUUUCUUCAUGACGAUCAGCCUUAUCUUGAUUAUGAGCAUGAUCACCAGGCCCCGACUACAUUGGCGUUUGCAGUUUUUUCUGUCGCCGUGUGUACGAUUGAUGAUUCUCAAUGUCAGCUGUUAUUUGGCCUUGACAAGAAAAGUGCAUUUGCGGACCUUCAGAAGGAGACAGAAGCUGCGUUGGUCAAGGCAGACUUCAUAACGACAAACGAUCUGACUGUCUUGCAAGCCUUUGUACUCUCACUGCUGGCGGCUCGAUGCCAAGAUCAAAGCCGGCGAGUGUGGACCAUGCUGAGCAUGGCCCUGCGAGUAGGUCAAGCACAGUGUCUUCAUAUGGCCGACCCACCAUUUCGGGUUAGCCCAUUCGAGCAAGAAAUGCGCCGGCGCUGCUGGCUAGGAAUUGGUAUGCUUGAUGUUGCUGCAUCAUUGGAUAGAGCAUCUGAACCAAUGAUGCAAGCCGCCUGGCUAGACUCGCUUCUCCCUUCAAACAUAAACGAUGAAGAGAUUUGGUUUGAAAUGGAAGCACCGGCUCAAGAAUCGCCCGAGGGUACUUUCACCGAUCUCACUCUCCCAUUAAUCGUCGCAGCAGCCCAGUCUGUCUGUCGUUCCAUUGCCUUUGCCGAUUUCAUGGAGGCAUCGGUCAAGUCCAUGAGCGUACGCCAGCAGAUACUAUUAGACUUCCAGAACACUUUCACAACUCUCCUGAGAGGAUGCCGUCCUGACAUCUACACCUUUCAUCAAUAUGCAAAACGCACAACUAACGCAAUAUACGGCUGGCUACAGCUUGGCUGUCUCCGCCCGCUACAACGAAGCACAAACUUCACUCCCCCCUUCGUCCAUGGUGAUGUUCUUCUCAGACUUGCUGCUGAGAAUCUCCAAGCGGCUUCGGAAGUCUAUUCCAAUCCAGCCAUGACACAGUGGUCAUGGUUCGGUUCACUGUGGGUGCCCUGGCAUGGUCUCGCAGUAGCCCUUGCAGAACUUUGUGUCUGCAAAGACCCGGUGAUCAUGUCUAAAUAUUGGCCCGUGGUUGAGCAAAUGUAUCAGCGAACUAGCUCUGUGAUUGCAGAUUCACAACAUGGAAUGCUGUGGCGACCAUUAGAAAAACUCAUGAAUCAGGCAUUAAACCGAAAACAAGAGCUGCUUGGGAGCCAGAACUUAAAUCAGGCUAUCAGCCAGGUGUCGUUAAGUGAAGGCAUAACUGUUGAUUCUGCUCGACCGUUAAAUACUCACCCAUUGACGGAAUUUUCAAUGGCAGAUAUGGGGCCGACCAUGGCCCCCACUGAGCAAAUUAAUCCUCCCAUAGCCAUGCCGACGAGUAUAGGACUCGAGUCUGACUUUGGAGCAUGGCCCAAUGUUUGGGAUGCAAUGGAUUUGACUGCUAGCGGGGCUCAGGACUGUGACGUUGCCUGGGCCAACUAUACGAGCUUCAUUGGCGAUGUGUAUGAUAGUGCGGACUCCAUCUUCCUGCCACGAUGA
Penicillium pulvis is the source of this 2244-nucleotide messenger RNA. Its product is annotated as putative C6 transcription factor. The record is from RefSeq and is a predicted model, not a curated record. Gene Ontology annotation, molecular function: DNA binding; zinc ion binding; DNA-binding transcription factor activity, RNA polymerase II-specific. Lineage: Eukaryota; Fungi; Ascomycota; Eurotiomycetes; Eurotiales; Aspergillaceae. The transcript is spliced from 3 exons. Gene Ontology annotation, biological process: regulation of DNA-templated transcription; DNA-templated transcription. Bases 1 to 2244 code for a protein of 747 amino acids.